AUGCAGCAGCAAAAGAUCGGCGAAACACGCGUGGGUGGGCAUUUAGCCAGUACCUGUGUUGUCUGUAUGGUACACCACUUAGUGCUUUUCCUUGCCUCGAUUGCGGUCCAGCCACGUUCCUCUGGAUAUCGUAGGCCCCUUGCCUCCGUUCAGUGGUCACACAUCCCUCCUUACCUGCGUCGAUCAGCACACUCGCUGGACAGAGGCCUCUCCUUUGCACAAUGUGGAGGUGGAUACCAUCCCCAGCCACGGUCACGCCUGUUCGAGGUGUCCUCGCCUUCCUCGGCUGCCCAGACGGUCUACCAACCAGCCUCCAAAGACAUGGACCAGUGCUUCUACCACCAACUCAAAACUUCUCUGCGUGCCGCAGAGGAAUCAACGAGUCGGGAGGAGGGAGAUAUUUAUCUGUCAUUAUUUUGGCAUUCAGACGGCAUUGAAUUCGGAUUUGGACUGCAGGGCGGCCGGAUUAAUGUUGUACGGCAGCCUCCUCCCCCGCCUUUUUACCUCAUUGUUCCUGAGCGUAAGCCUCGCACAGAGGCAUAA
This is a messenger RNA of Spirometra erinaceieuropaei, 543 nucleotides long. The record is from the annotation of a GenBank genome assembly. NCBI's taxonomy places the organism in Eukaryota, Metazoa, Platyhelminthes, Cestoda, Diphyllobothriidea, Diphyllobothriidae.